AUGUCGACGAGGUCGACAAUGUCUACAAAUCGAAGAUGUGAAGUGGGCCAUCCCAUUUGUCACUGCGGCAAUCAAUGUCGUCUGACGACGUCAUGGACUGACAACAACCUUGGGAGAAGAUUUUGGGGCUGCGCCGAUUAUGGGGUCAGAAGAGGUUGUGCAUUCUUUGAAUGGUAUGAUCCACAGGUAUGCGAAAGGUCCAAGAUUGUGAUAUCUGGACAAUUGAAACGAUUGCGUAAGGAAGAAGAGGAAAACCGAAAAUUGAAAAAAAAGGUUGGAGCUGCCUUGAAAGCACAAAGAUUUCUAUGA
This is a messenger RNA of Prunus armeniaca (apricot), 309 nucleotides long. NCBI's taxonomy places the organism in Eukaryota, Viridiplantae, Streptophyta, Magnoliopsida, Rosales, Rosaceae. The record is from the annotation of a GenBank genome assembly.